Messenger RNA from Photinus pyralis (common eastern firefly), 2472 nucleotides. RefSeq names its product sphingomyelin phosphodiesterase-like. Gene Ontology annotation, biological process: ceramide biosynthetic process; sphingomyelin catabolic process. Bases 374 to 2125 code for a protein of 583 amino acids. The transcript is spliced from 8 exons. Gene Ontology annotation, cellular component: lysosome. NCBI's taxonomy places the organism in Eukaryota, Metazoa, Arthropoda, Insecta, Coleoptera, Lampyridae. Gene Ontology annotation, molecular function: acid sphingomyelin phosphodiesterase activity. The record is from RefSeq and is a predicted model, not a curated record.
CCAAGUGCAGACUUGUACUUUAACAUUAAACUGAAUGUAAUGCUUAUCUCUACUGCCCGAUAUAAGUUAUCAAAUUCUGCCCUACCUUAACUUUGAUAACAUAGCACCACAAACUGCUUCCGUGGUAAAGUAAUUUUUUAAAAUUACAUUCCACAAAUCUAUACUGCCUGCAUUCCCAUAAGCGGCAUAAUACGGUUCAAACAGUAUUACUAAAAUUUAAAAUACCAAAAUAUGCAUAUAUUAGCUUAAAUGGUGAUCAACCUAUUUACUUUCAUCAGAAUGAUAACAAUAUUAAGCAAGUUUGAUAGCGGAAUAAAAACAAAGUCAGACGUGUAGAGCGCUAACAGUUUAUAACUAAAUUAAAUUAAUCAGCAUGAAAAAUAUUAUUUUUCACUUUUUCACUGUAGCAUGUUUACUAGGACAUGGUAAAAGUCUCGAAUUGCAAGAUGAGGUGGAAAUGUCGAUAAAUGGUAGUACUUCGAAUGAAAAUUUAGCAAAUCGAAUUCAAGAAUUUUAUUAUGCUAAAAACGCAACGGAAAGAAAUCAGUGGUCCUGUAAUAUCUGUCGUUUAGUAGCAAACAAAGGAAUCUCACUACAACAGUUGGGAGGUGACAAAAAGCAGAUUUGUAAAUUUGCCAGUGAUAUGUGCGAUUUAUUCUUGCCAAACGAUGCACUGCAAUGUAAUCGUUACGUUGAUAAUUUAAUUGACUCUUGGAUGUACAUUGUUGAAAACAAACCAGAGAUUAAAGCCGAAUCUGUAUGCAGAAUAAGAAUGCAGGAUAAAAAUUGUUUUCCUGACUCUGAAGUAAAUUGGGAAAUUAAUAUACCGAAAGGAGAGUCAAGAGCAUUAUCCACGGCAGCAAACAAUAAGGUCCAAUAUAAAGUCUUGCAUUUAACUGACAUUCACUAUGAUCCAUUAUACAAAGUUGGUGCUAAUGCUGUAUGUAAAGACGUAUUGUGUUGCGAAAGUAUUAGUGGAACGCCAAAUGCUCCUAACGAAGCCGCUGGUUAUUGGGGCGAUUACCAUGUAUGCGACAUGCCAUGGUAUUCGAUAGAUGACUUAAUGGAGCAACUAUCACAGCAUAAUUUUAGCUGGGUCUACCUUACUGGUGAUCUUAUCGGCCAUCAAAUUGCGGCUACGAGUCCUCGCAUCAACUCGGACAUCAUUAAAAAAAUUAGCCAAAAAUUAAGAGAUACUCUAAAAAAUGUGCCCGUAUAUCCAAUUCUGGGCAACCACGAGCCUAACCCCGUUGACGCCUUUUCACCGGAAAUUGUUACCAAAAGUACUGUAUCCACACAAUGGUUACUGAACGUGGUCGCCGAAGAAUGGGCUUAUUGGUUGGGUCCUGACGCAAAAACAACAAUACGUAAAGGAGGUUACUAUAGUACUGUUAUAAGGCCAGGGUUACGAGUAAUUGCCUUAAACAGCAAUGUAUGCUUCACAAACAAUAUAUGGCUUUUUUAUGAGGAGGGAGAUGUCUUCGGUCAACUGCAAUGGUUGGCAAAUACACUGUUGGAAGCUGAACGGCGUAACGAGGCCGUACACAUCCUAGCACACGUUCCGGCAGGUGAACCAACAUGUUUAAAAAAAUGGAACCACGGGUACAGACAAAUUAUUAACAGAUUUCAUAACACUAUCACUGCACAAUUUAAUGGACACACCCAUGCGGACGGUUUAAAAAUAUUUUACGAUUCGAAAAAACAAAAUGAAGUAAUUAAUGUUGCUUUCAAUGGCGGAAGCUUCACAACAUUCGUAGGGAAUAAUCCCAAUUACAAAAUAUAUGAUAUUGAGGGAAGACAUGGUCAUGUGUCCAAUUACAAAGUAUGGAUGUAUGAUCUAUCAGAAGCAAAUAAGAGUGGAAAAAAACCGAAGUGGUUUCAAUUGUAUUCUUUUCGAGAGACUUUUCAAAUUGAUAAAUUAAAUCAAGAGGGCUUUCAUGAAUUAGUAAAAAAAUUGGGUAGUAAUAAACAGAUGUUGGAGACAUACAGAAGAUUUCGAUCACGCAAUGGCACCGCUUCGUUGACCAGAUGUGAUGUGAAUUGUUUACGAUCCCUGUAUUGUGAAAUUACACAGACAGAACAUGAAGAAAGCGCUCAGUGUGGUCAAUGGUUUAAAAUACAAUAGCUUUUGUUUUAGACUUUAGAGCCAGGUCCCCAAAAAUUCCAAAAUUUUGAUUUCUCUUAGUUUAAUUUUGUCUCAGCAACCUUAAGUUAUAGAGACACAGACAUGGAACAAAUAGCUUCACCCAGGGUGUUGGGUAUGCCGUGUCUAAUUUUGUAAAAUUACACUCCUGAAUGGAGGUAGGUACUAAAAAUAGUGACAAAAUAUGCUAUCUGCAGGUUUUUGAGUCUCAAAAACUAACUAGAAAACAAAUUUUGAUUUAAAGUAAGCUAAAAAUAUAUACAGGGUGGUGACUUGCGUAACGCAUCAUAGGGAUUUCAAUGUAAAAUUCAUAACAUGCGAUUAUUGGC